GCGCGCGCAUGACGUUCAGAUCGCAUUUCCUCAUCCCACAAAAUGAGGAAGUGACUUUUCGAGGAAAAAUCAAAUCCUGAUCCCAGCAUGAGUCGGAUCUACUCCAACCCCGCACUCCAGAAUAAACCGGUCCACAGCGAAAAGCUGGGCUCUGCCUGGGAUCCGGCGCUCUAUCAGAGAGGCGCUGGGGUGAUUCUGGAGGGGACUUUUGUGGAUGUGUCUCGUCACGUGAUCACAGACAUCAACAAUGAAAAGGAGCGCUAUUAUGUUUUGUACAUCAAGCCCAGUCGAAUCCACUGCAGGAAGUAUGAUGCCAAGGGAAAUGAGAUAGAGCCCAAUUUCAGUGAAACCAAGAAGGUCAACACGGGUUUUCUGAUGUCAUCUUACAAAUUGGAGGCCAAAGGCGAGUCAGAUCGUCUUACUGAAGACCAGCUGAAGGACAUAAUAAACAAGAAGGAGCUUGUAAGGAUGACAGAGAAGCACUGCCCCAAACAAGCCUUCGCCUUCUGGAUAUUGGAGGCUGAGAUGGAGAAGGUAGAGCUGGAGUCAGGCCAAGACGUCCGUCUAAAGACCAGAGGAGACAGUCCUUUUAUCUACUCCUUUGCCAAGUUGGACGCCGGUUCAGUGACAAAGUGCAAUUUUGCAGGAGAUGAGCAGACUGGAGCAUCAUGGACAGACAAGAUAAUGGCCAAUAAGGCAGAUACACAGAGUUUAGCGAAGCCGGCUGCGCAGGGCGAGGGAGCCGAGGAUGAAGAAUGGGAUGACUGAUCAGCACACAGAAGACAUGAAGGGUGGAAAACUAUUUCUUGACUUUGCUUAUGAACAUGCACACUGAGCAUGAAUGAGGAAUUACAUGAACUUUUGAUAUGUUCAGUAAUAAAACACGUUUUUAUUCCUAA
Messenger RNA from Pygocentrus nattereri (red-bellied piranha), 899 nucleotides. It is a transcript of the gene arpin, whose product is annotated as actin related protein 2/3 complex inhibitor. Gene Ontology annotation, biological process: negative regulation of actin nucleation. Lineage: Eukaryota; Metazoa; Chordata; Actinopteri; Characiformes; Serrasalmidae. The transcript is spliced from 6 exons. The record is from RefSeq and is a predicted model, not a curated record. The coding region runs from base 88 to 768 and encodes 226 amino acids.